Molecule: messenger RNA, 490 nt
Organism: Sphaeroforma arctica JP610
Lineage: Eukaryota; Ichthyosporea; Ichthyophonida
Exons: 1
Source: RefSeq, a predicted model, not a curated record
GCAAGAAUCAAUUCUAGUCGUGAGUAGACAACUAGACAUACCCCUAUAGGACCAAGCUUAUACCCUCAAAAGUAUUCUAGGUCCAUCAAUCUGAGAUGAUAACUGUUUAGUUUAAAGACAUACACCUAUCUACAAAUUCAUGCUUGUGUGGAGCGUUAUUUUCUGUAGGUGACUGGGGUUAGCCACCAAACAAUAUUAAUAGUUCGCUAAGAUGGAUGAAGAGGAGCUUCAUAGAGCCAAAAUGGAAGUUGAGGCCCAUAUGGAUGAUAAAAAGUUUGCACAAUGCAAAAAUCUACUACGGAAUCAUCCAGAUGUGCGAGAAGCUUGCAGCUUUUUAAAAGAGAGCUUAGAUUUGGCGGUAGGAGAUGGGAAAUAUGGUAUCUUUUUAGAAGGCCAAGGAGGUGCAUUCAACCUGUACCCAGAAUUUCACCGACAUUUUCUAAUCGAUGUGCUACCUGAUUGUAUUGCGACGUUGAUGAAUCGAAGGUAU